AUGCAAGAGCAAAACUCCACUACUGACUCCGUUGCAAUCGAUCAAGAGAAUCCUGAUUCCGUUCUUCAAUCCGACUCUUCUAAACUGGAAUCAAAGAUUGAAGAAAAACAGCAGGAAGAAGAACAAGUGGAAGAACGCGGCGAAGAAGAUGAAGAAUUGAGAAGGCUUUUGUUGCCUAACGCCGUGGAUCUGCCCAUAACUCCUCCUUCUGCUGUUGAAGCCAAUUUCACAACCUUUUUCGCUCCGGAUUUUAUGAAGCCUGGGCAUGAUCAGUAUGUUCGCCGCCAUGCCAAUGGGCUGUGUGUUAUUGGUUUGGCUCCAUCUCAUGUGGCAUUUAAGGACAAUGGCGGAAUUACUUCUGUAGAUUUUAAUGUGGGGAAGUCUGAUAGGAGUGAGAUUAAAGUUACAGGAAAGCGAAAAAAGAAUGCACAACACUUUGAAUCCAAUAGUGCACUAUGUAAAGUGUGCACUGGUGAUGCUGCUUACAUAGUGAGGUGCUGUGUAAAAGGCUCACUGUUGGAAGUCAAUGAAAGGUUAAUCAAGCAACCAGAAUUGCUCAACACAUCGCCAGAAAGAGAGGGAUACAUUGCAAUUAUCAUGCCAAAGCCUGCUGAUUGGCUCAAGUUUUAUUGCCAGGUGAAAAGGAAUAGGGUAAGUUUGGACAUAACUUCUGCUGUAUUGGAUCUGCAGUAA
Messenger RNA from Striga hermonthica, 693 nucleotides. NCBI's taxonomy places the organism in Eukaryota, Viridiplantae, Streptophyta, Magnoliopsida, Lamiales, Orobanchaceae. The record is from the annotation of a GenBank genome assembly.